Molecule: messenger RNA, 3743 nt
Organism: Ectocarpus sp. CCAP 1310/34
Lineage: Eukaryota; Phaeophyceae; Ectocarpales; Ectocarpaceae
Source: the annotation of a GenBank genome assembly
UUUCCUGUACGCCGUGCUAUCCCACGAGGAUAUUUGCGCAGCAGCUACAGCUCAUUGCAGUGCUGUAAAACAGCAGGUCCUCUGUCAUUGCAUUUGUAGAACACCUGCUGCGCCCAUCGGUGACAGCUAGAAGAAGGAUUUCAGUUGCAGGCUGAGGAGCAGUAUGUUACACAUCAGCCGCCACGUUCGAGGCGUGCAACAGGCAGUCGUGGCUGGGAGCCGGCCAGCUGCAAGACAUCGCCAGACGAUGUGGAGAUCCCUCUCCGCUCAACCAUGGGAGACGGUGGAAGGCCGUGCGUCUCCGGCUGGGCACAUCGCAAAAACGCGAAACAUUGGCAUAUCUGCCCAUAUUGAUAGCGGCAAGACUACGCUUACGGAGCGUAUCCUGUACUACACUGGGAGAAUCAACUCUAUCCACGACGUCCGGGGAAAGGAUGGCGUUGGAGCAAAGAUGGACUCGAUGGACCUCGAAAGAGAAAAGGGCAUCACCAUCCAAUCUGCGGCUACAUUUUGUGAAUGGGAUAACCACCACAUCAACAUCAUUGACACACCAGGACACGUUGAUUUCACAAUCGAGGUUGAACGAGCCCUCCGCGUUCUCGAUGGCGCCGUCUUGGUGCUGUGCGGCGUGUCCGGGGUCCAGUCUCAAUCUCUUACCGUCGACCGCCAGAUGAAGCGAUAUUCUGUACCUCGAGUAGCAUUCAUCAACAAGCUGGAUCGAGCCGGAGCGAACCCGCAAAGAGUUAUCAACGAUAUGCGCAGCCAACUCAAGCUGAACACUGCUGCCGUCCAACUGCCCAUCGGCUUGGAAGAUGGGCACUCGGGAGUUGUCGACCUCGUCUGCGGAAAGGCCUACCAGUUUACGGGUGUGAAAGGGGAAAACGUGGAUGAGAUUGCCGUGCCUGAGAGUAUGAAGGAUGAUGUGGUAGCUGGAAGGGCGCUGCUCGUCGAAAUGAUGGCAGAUCUGGAUGAGGACGUGGCAGAGCUGUUCCUGAUGGAGGAAGAGGUAGAUGAUGCCACGCUAAAGGCGGCGAUGCGACGAGCGACGGUGUCUCUCAAGUUCGUCCCAGUGUUUAUGGGGUCAGCUUACAAGAAUAAGGGAGUGCAACUGCUGCUCGACGGUGUAGUCGACUACUUGCCGAACCCGUUGGAGGUGCCCAACUUCGCCCUGGAUACAACAAAUGACGAGAAGAAGGUGCUUGUUGAGUGCUGCCCGGACUCGCCUACUCUCGCCCUGGCCUUCAAGUUGGAAGAAGGAAAGUUCGGCCAGCUCACGUACAUGCGCCUUUAUCAGGGGAGCAUCUCCAAGGGGGACAUGUUGUUCAACCUCAAUAGCGGGAAGAAGUUGAAGGUGCCACGUCUUGUGCGCAUGCACUCAGCAGAAAUGCAGGACGUCGAUACAGUGGCGGCAGGAGAUGUGGUGGCGAUGUUUGGCGUCGACUGCUCCUCCAUGGACACCUUUACCGACGGAAGGACGCAGCUGGCGAUGACUUCCAUGUUCGUGCCGGAACCUGUGAUGUCUUUAGCGAUCACUCCAAAGAAAAGCAAGAAAGGUGGAGGAAGCGACACCGCGGACAAAUUCAGCAAGGCGUUGGCCCGCUUCACCAAGGAGGACCCUACGCUCCGGGUACACACUGACGACGACAGCAAGCAAACAAUCGUGAGCGGUAUGGGCGAGCUGCAUCUGGAGGUGUAUGUAGAGCGACUGAGACGCGAGUACGAUGUUGAAACCAUCGUCGGCCAGCCACAAGUAAACUACCGGGAAACGAUCACGAAGAAGGUGCCGUUCCACUACCUGCACAAGAAGCAGACGGGAGGAUCAGGGCAAUUUGCGCGCGUCAUGGGCUUCGUCGAACCUAUUCCUGACGAGACGCGGGAUGACAACAACGACCCUGUACAGUUCGAGUUCCAAAAUCGGACAGUGGGAUCGAACAUCCCGCCGGAAUACAUCUCGUCGGUGGAAAAAGGCGCGAAGGAAGCGAUGGAGAAGGGGGCCUUAAUUGGGCAUCCAGUUCAGGGGGUUCGAGUGGUUCUCGAAGAUGGGCAGACUCACACAGUAGAUUCCAGCGACAUGGCGUUCCGUUUCGCGGCAUUGAUGGCUGUUCGAGAGUCCAUCUUAAAGGCGGGAGCGCAAGUACUGGAACCAAUCAUGUCUGUGGAGGUGAUGGCACCAAAUGACUUCCAAGGAUCUGUGAUCGGGGGCAUCAAUAAACGGUCAGGGAUUAUCCAAAACACCGACAUGAGUGACGAUGGUUCUGGUUGUGUGAUCCAGGCUGAUGUUCCUUUGGCUCAGAUGUUUGGUUACUCUACGGACCUGCGAUCGUCGACUCAAGGAAAAGGGGAAUUCACUAUGGAAUACAAGGAGCACAGUCCCGUGAGCAGGGAUGCCCAGCAAACGUUGAUGGCCGAGUACCGUGCACGGCUUGAAGCUGGGGGCAAAUAAACACCAAUAGCGAACGGUUCAAGCAGUGUCAUGUGGCAGGACGUUGGAGGGAACAUUGGGUGCCACACAAGACCGACAGGAGGGAGUCAACUGCUGCUUGUCACUCGCGGGGCAGAAGUUUCGCCGAAGGAAGAUGCUUUCGUUGUUGGGUUCUAUCGACCCAGUCGGAGUUUCACAAGGAAACCAUCGUCUCUCCCCUUGCUACCGGUGUGUAAUCGAGUGGAGGAUUGCCGUUUCGUUGGCGUGGAUGGGUGCAGUAAUCACAUCAUUUUGUGGGUUCCACCCACUUGAGCGUUACUAUAUCAAAGUCCAUGCUCGUUGGUGGUGGGAAUGAAUGUGUUGUCCUCACAUUGACUGAGAAAAAUCCAGUAUCUGCCCAGUAUCUUCCGACACCUGUACUGGUCAACUGACCCCUGUUCCGUGUUCACUGGCGAAAUAACUAGCUAGAGAGGGCAUCCUAAUGAAAUCAAAGGGAAAAUCCUGAGGCUCUUAGCUUCAAUCUCAUCGAGUCCUGUCCGCGGGUGGAUGUCUCGUCUCGAUUCCCACCCUUGCCCAGCAGGGUCUCAACUGCCGAUCCCGAGCCAUGCCGCAAAUGUUGCCACCUCUCAAGCAUGGCUCGGUAAGGAAUUGUAAAUGAUGAUCCCUAAGUUGCAUGAGUUUUUGCCUCCUGUGGCGGGACAAGAUUCGAAUUUGUUUAUUUCGCAAUGUGAAUAGUAUCGGACCGGGUUCAGGUUCUCGCCCCACACAGGGGGUCGUUCUUGCAGACGGGCGUGCGUCUUGAUUAUUUCGCAAUUGAGCAUGGGUGAUGUUCUGUGCAGCUGUCCCCAGCGCAUUCAUCUGCGUAUAGUCUACAGGAGCACAUCUCUAGAGGAGCCGGGGCGGACCCGGGGCGUUUCUCGCGUUUAGCAAUGCGCAUCUAUCUCCCACGGACAGUAGCGUUACUAUUUUUUCGAGGUUCACAUCGAUGGAUUCUUGUGCAUCGUUCGCCCGCGCCAAGUGUGUUUUUUGGUCAAUGAGAGGCAAACAGUGUUGUAUCCGGGUGCCGUAUGCAUAUGUGAUAUGGUAUGCUGCUGCCCUUGCUGUUGCUGGAGCAUUGGUGUGAUAGUUUCCGUAGGACCGCUGCAUUUCGGUUGCUUUUGUCCUCAAGGGUAACAUGAUGUGUGUAGCCUGCUACGUGUACGACUCUGCGUAGGUGUGAAAUGGUCAUCAUCCCCUCCUGUAUCUAUCAAUCGUGUGUGCGCUGUGAGGUGUGAGCGAGCGAGUCGACAACGCAAUAUACUAUUUACAACACGUUCCACAG